AUGGACAGCGGCGGAGAGCUGGGCGGUGGCGAGGACGAGGCGGCGUGCACCUCCGCCUCUGAGGGUCUGGAGGAGGGCGAGGUAGAGGGUGAGACGCUCCUGAUCGUCGAGUCCGAGGACCAGGUCUCGUUGGACCUGUCGCACGAUCAGAGCGGCGACUCCCUGGCCAGCGACUUGGGUGAGGAGACAGAUGCUGCGUGGGCCUGCGACAACUUGGCCUUUUACUGUGAGCGCUGCCACAAGUGGAUCCCGGCAGCACAUCUCCACGGGAACCAGCCCAGCUACCUGAAAGGCGACAACUUUUUCAAGUUCAUAUGCUUCGACUGCUCCGAGGACGGCAAGGAGACCUUCGAGAGGAUGCGGCUCACCUGGCAGCAGGUGGUAAUGCUGGCAAUGUACAAUCUCUCUCUGGAAGGGACCGGACGCCAAGGCUACUUCCGAUGGAAGGAGGACAUCUGUGCAUUCAUCAGCCGCCACUGGAACUUCCUCCUGGGAUCCAGAAAGAAGACGUCCACAUGGUGGAGCACGGUGGCGGGCUGCCUGUCUGUGGGGAGUCCCGCUUUCUUCCGUUCAGGGGCACAGGAGUUUAGCGAACCGGGAUGGUGGAAGCUGGUCCACAACCGACCUCCGACCCUGCGGGCUCAUGCCCACAAAGCUGUCGCCAAGGUUAAAGGCGCAGUGCGCAAAACUGCAGCAGCGGAGCCUACUGUCAUGGUGGAGGGUCUGCGGAAACGGGGCAGCAACAAGAAUCCUGUGGAGACAGCCAUGCAACUGAAGGAGAAGCGCUCUCGCACGCAGGAGGCCAAAGACAUACGGCGGGCUCAGAAGGAAGCGGGCUUUGCCAACCGCAGCACAGUUUCUACGCCGAUGAAAGCGGGUAGUGCCAACGGUGGGGGGGCUGGGCGGCGGCCGCCGGACGUGCUCCUGGAGAAAGGCGAGGUGGUGGACUUCUCCUCCCUCAGUUCUUCCGACAGGACGCCGCUGACCAGCCCGUCACCGUCACCCUCGCCCGACUUCUCGGCCCCCGGGACGCCGGCCUCACACUCGGCCACGCCCAGCCUGCUGUCGGAGGCCGACCUUAUCCCGGACGCCAUGCCGCCCCAGGCGCUCUUUCACGACGACGAGGAAAUGGAGGCGGAUGCUAUGAUCGACCCCGGGAUGGAGCACGCACCUCCCCCCGCUGCCGCACGCAAGAAGCUCUGCCCGGCACAACAUCACAUCAAGCGGGAGGCGGACAGCGAGUAUGACGAAGGACGCCAGGGCGACUUUGAAGAAGCGUUAGGCUCGCAGCUCUCUGCCACCGCCCACGAGGGCCCGGCGCGGAAGAGGCCGGCUCGCUGCGACAAAAGCCACGGGGGCGACGCCCCUCAAAUUCCUCACCACGCCCCCAUCAGCCUGUACGAGGAGCGGAUGCUGCGGCGUCGCUUGGACGCGUGCACGCUAGCGUUAGCUGUCACGCCGCAGGCCCGCCGCCUUCGCCGCAAGCUAAUGGUGCGCCAGGCUAAGCGGCAGCGAGGACUCCCCCUGCUGGACAUAGACUGCACACUCAGCCUGGUGGGAGGAGUCUACGGUGCGCGGGAAGGGGGCGGUGGACGGUGCGGCACCGGCAGCCGAGAGCUGCGUGUCCUGGACCGCUUCCAGGUGAGUUGUCCUACUCGUCGCGGCUUCCCCCCACCUCAGGUUUCUUUCUCCUGCCGCCUGACUGGAGCGGACGGCGCUCUGGAGCAAAGCAUCAAGAGCCCGUACACGUCCCGCCUCCUCAAACCUUACAUCAGGCGCGACUACGAGAGCCGUCCCCUGAAGAUGCGUCUGCUGGGUGAGAUCCGAGCACACCCCCACCGCCGGGAGUCCGGCUGGACCCCGGAGGCCGACGCCCCCCUCGACUACUGCUACGUGCGGCCCAAUCACAUCCCGUCGGUCAAUGCCAUGUGUCAGCACAGCUUCUGGCCAGGAGUAGACCUGUCGGAGUGCUUGCAGUACCCCGACUUCAGCGUGGUGGUCCUAUACAAGAAAGUGGUGGUGGGCUUCGGCUUCAUGGUGCCCGACGUCAAGUACAACGAGGCAUAUGUCUCCUUCCUGCUGGUGCACCCCGAGUGGCGGCGGGCGGGCAUCGGAACCUUCAUGAUCUACCACCUCAUUCAGACGUGCAUGGGCAAGGACGUGACGCUGCACGUGUCUGCCAGCAAUCCCGCCAUGUUGCUCUACCAGAAGUUCGGCUUCCAGGCCGAGGAGUACAUCCUGGACUUUUACGACAAGUAUUACACGCUGGACAGCACCGAGUGUCGUCACGCUUUCUUUCUGCGGCUGCGACGCUGACAAAUCUUCAACUUCCUGUCAUGUGAGCCGAUAAAACGUCAAUAAAUGCUCGUGGGUUUUUUU
Molecule: messenger RNA, 2379 nt
Organism: Phycodurus eques (leafy seadragon)
Lineage: Eukaryota; Metazoa; Chordata; Actinopteri; Syngnathiformes; Syngnathidae
Gene: kat14
Product: lysine acetyltransferase 14
Exons: 10
Coding region: 1-2316 (771 amino acids)
Molecular function (GO): acyltransferase activity, transferring groups other than amino-acyl groups
Source: RefSeq, a predicted model, not a curated record